GCAUUUUUACUCACGACGGUGUCGCGUGCGGUGUCAUUGUUAACGCAUGCUGUAAAUGUUACGGGGCAGGGCAUGUUUAAAGAGAGCAUUUUCCUGGGUGUGGUUGUACCCCGCGCGAUUGCGGAGCCAGGUGGGGCAUGACAGCGCGCCCGAUCCGGCGCAUUCGCACCCGUAUAAAUUGCACCAUGCUCGUUGAUGGCAGCCGUAAUGCGGAUCUAAACGCACAUAUCGAUAGUCGCGACAGUCGGAAUCUGGGCAACGGAAUACCAUCGCAGAACUCGUCGUGAUGAUCGGACACCUUAUCCUUUUGUUUGCAAUGUCGAGCGCCGUUCUGGCGGCUCCACAGUGGUACGGACCUCAUGCCUCUCCAGCACCAUUGGGCCCGGACGGCCGUGUGGUGGACACACCGGAAGUCGCGCAGCUGAAAGCUGCCCACUUGAACGCUUUGGCGGAGGCUAACGCGCGCGCGCCGAAGGGACCGGGAGCAGUUGGCGCUUACGUUGGACCUAGUGGACCAUACGCUGCUGCAAAUUAUAUUCCGCAAUACAGUUACAGCGGGCCGCCGGCUCCGUUGGGCCCGGACGGACGUGUAGUCGACACACCCGAGGUCCAGCAAGCCAAGGCCGUACAUUUCUCUCUCUACAAUGCGGAAGCGCAGCGCGUGCCAGCCGGUCCAGCUGAUCCAGUUGCCGUCGGCGCUUACGAUCCGUCCUGGAACAAUGGCGCUUACAAUCCCGCUUGGAACGGUCCGGCUCGCAAUUAUUAUUAAAAACGAACGUCGAUCAUUCGCGAGGAGAUGACUGGAUCAAGAACGGCGCGAAACACGCACAUCUGCUCAUUCAGAAGAUUUCGAAAUCGAUCCGGCGAAAUCGGUCGAUCGAUCGAUCGAUCACACUGGAUCGCCCACAAAGUCCUCUCUAGCUACCUCAGAAUUGGAAAAGACUAUAUUUUAUCAGCUACCUCCGAUCAGUCCAAGCGAACGAUAUUCAUCCUUUGCCGAUGCAUCUCUUACUGAUCUUCUUGCCUGCAUUUCUACCGCUGCAUUUCAUGCAUUUCCUAUGCGCGAGUACUUGUAUCCGGUGUAUAUGAUGAAAAAAAGAUAUAUACUUAUUUAAAUAAAAAUAUAUAUAUAU
Linepithema humile (Argentine ant) is the source of this 1133-nucleotide messenger RNA. RefSeq lists its product as uncharacterized. Lineage: Eukaryota; Metazoa; Arthropoda; Insecta; Hymenoptera; Formicidae. The record is from RefSeq and is a predicted model, not a curated record.